UCUUUGUCCCUCAGACCUCUGCUCUGUUUGAGUAUCUAAUCGAUCCAUAGAUGAAAGCGGAGGCAAUGGCAAUAUCCUCUAUCUCAUCCGACCUCCAGCGUCAACUGCGAAUGCAUGACCGAUCGCCCACCGCCACUCCCCAAGAUAGCAGAAAUGCCAUCACCGCCAUCUUCUCUUGUUCCGAAUGAGAACGUCGAGAACGAGAGGGGUCGUCUUUUAAAGGCGGAUAUCUUUAGAUUUUCGCCGAUGAAUUCAUGGUUACAAGAAUGCCGCGCUGCCGCCACUGACUUUUGCUGCUUCCGAAACCGUGGCUGCGUCGUCGAUAAGGAAGAUUCUAAUGGAGAGGAACGAGUUCGUCAGGUCUUCUGUUUCAUUCGAGUUGCUAGGGAGGGAAGGUAGAGUUCCUGAACGAGCCACUGGCUGCAGCUGUCGGUUUGCGUCGGAGAUACAUGAGAAUUGGCUGAAUUCCAGAAUGGGUUUUGAUUAUCGAGGGAGCUUUGAUCAUUCCAAUGCGAGAAAAGGGAUCUGCGAAAUCAAGAACCAUCAACGACGGAGCUGUGGCCACUCCCAAGGAAAAAAAAGGGUAUUGCCAAAUCAAGAACCAUUAAUGUGCACCGCCAUCUUCUAGGAUUGUUGUGCGGCCUCGAUUCCUUCGUUACAAGUCGAAUCCCCGUCUUCAGUAAAAGAAUCGACUUUUUCAAGGUUGGUAUUGAUAAUGAACUUUUGGAUCCCUUGUUUUCGUUCGAGGAGGUCUCUGAAGAAGCAGAACCUUUGGGUCAGCAUAAUAAGGAAGAAUCCCCCGCCUCUUCGAGAAGCCAGAAGCCAGAAGCCAGAAGCCAGACCUUAAUCCAGGAGCAGAAAAAGAAGCAAUGAUGUGGUGCCUUACACUUCUGCUAGGCCUAAAGUUGCUCCACUUCUCUUGGGUUUUCUAGCAAUCACAUGCCUCUAUAUACACUAACGAUAUUCUGGAAUGGUUUCACCUUCAUUCUUGCUUAAAGGAAUUUUGAGAGGUACUUCCAAGUCCUUAAUUGGCUGCACUUGCUUAUAAGAAUCUCCUAGUGUUAGGAAGUACUUCCAAGUACUGGUGGGUCAAUUACAUGUCUAGUUUUGCUGUUCUUGUUUCUCCUUCCGAAGAAGGUUUUCGUUUGAUUGAUCUUUCGACCUCUACGGCCUCAGAUGUGGAUCAAGGUCUUCAUGCAAGUAACGAUAAAGAAGAGGCUAACAGAAUAUUGGAUGCAGGUCGAGAUCUUGAUGUCAGUAGUAAUGAAGCAGAGCUAACUGGAGGGCUGGAUAAUCUAAACCAUGUAAUUGAGCCAGCAACUGAAGAAAAUAUGGAGAAGGAAACAACUGAGGGGUUGACAGAAAUGGGCAAUGGUUCUGAACAUGUGAAAGAAGAUAUUCCUGCAGAUUUUGAGUCGAGGAGGAGGGAAAUCCAAAGUGUGGUUUCAGAACAUAUUGAAGAAUAUGAUAGUUCUGAGGAGUAUGAGAGUGAUGUCAAGGUGAUCGGCAGUGGGUCAGAAAACAAGGAACCAAAAAUCUACAUCAACUCCAAGAUCAGAAUGGACAAGUAUCUGAAAAAGUUCACAAAAACUGUAAUGAUUUUUUUGGUGAACUUGAGGCUGCUGAUAACCAAGGGGAUGACAUGAACUUACAGUUUACUAUGUAUAUGGAGGCUGAGAGUUUAGGUGGAAGUGUUUGUGGAUCUGUUGAAGAUAAUAAUCAUUAUAAUAGCCUUGAAUCAUCUAAGAAUAAAGAAAUGUACAAAGGGAUGAUCUUCUGAAUCAAGCUGUGAUUAGUUUGUUUCUGAUUGUGACUGUGACCACCAUCAUGUUGACCUUCGAUCUGAAUCAGAAGUGAAGGUUUGGACCUACAUAUGCAAGAUCAACAUCAUAUCU
Molecule: messenger RNA, 1895 nt
Organism: Musa acuminata subsp. malaccensis (wild Malaysian banana)
Lineage: Eukaryota; Viridiplantae; Streptophyta; Magnoliopsida; Zingiberales; Musaceae
Source: RefSeq, a predicted model, not a curated record